Molecule: messenger RNA, 1242 nt
Organism: Fusarium sp. VM40
Lineage: Eukaryota; Fungi; Ascomycota; Sordariomycetes; Hypocreales; Nectriaceae
Source: the annotation of a GenBank genome assembly
AUGGUUUACGUCCGGCAAAAGGAGCUCCCCGCGCUCCGCGAGUACAAGUACUCCAGCGUUGACCAUUCUCUACUCUCCAAAUAUGUGUUGAAGCCCUUCUAUACAAAUUUCGUCAUCAAGUGCUUUCCCAUGAGCAUGGCACCAAACCUGAUCACUUUGACGGGCUUUGGUUUCGUUGUCGCAAACUUCCUGACUCUGCUGUGGUAUACUCCCACUCUGGACCAGGAUUGCCCCUCUUGGGUGUAUUAUUCUUGGGCCGUUGGAUUGUUCCUGUAUCAGACAUUUGACGCUGUUGACGGAAGCCAAGCACGACGAACCCGACAGUCCGGACCUCUCGGCGAGCUUUUUGACCAUGGAGUGGAUGCGUGUAACACCUCGCUUGAAGUUCUUCUCUUCGCCGCUUCCCAGAACAUGGGACAGAGCUGGCAGACUGUGGCUGUUCUCUUCGCAUCUCUUUUGACCUUCUACGUCCAAACCUGGGAGACUUAUCACACCAAGACUCUCACCCUUGGUAUUGUCAAUGGACCUGUUGAGGGUAUUCUCACUAUUGUUAUGGUCUUUGCCUUCACUGGUUAUGUUGGGGGUGGUCACUUCUGGCAGCAGAGCAUGUUCCAGACCAUUGGCGUUCCUUCUACCGUGGGCAUCCCAUCCUUCAUUUACAACCUAACCUUUACCGAGUGGUAUCUUGUCCAAGGUAGCAUCGUUCUGGUCUUCAACACCGUCGAGUCUUCUCUCAACGUCAUCCGCGCUCGCCGUGCCCGUGGCGACCGUUCUCGUGGUGCGCUUCUUGGCCUUGCGCCUUUCUUCAGCAUCUGGGCCAUGGUCGUUACCUACCUUUACCUCCAGCCCAGAAUCCGCGAGUGCCAUCUUAUUCCAUUUGCCCUGUUUGCUGGCCUUGUCAAUGCCUACAGCGUCGGACAGAUGAUUACAGCCCACCUCGUUCACCUGCGUUUCCCCUACUGGAACGUUCUUGGCCUGCCUCUGGCUUUCGGCGUUAUCGAUUCUCUAGGCCCUGUCUUCCAGCGAUAUUUCGGUGUCGGUUGGCCCAGCGCUCUUGGUGACAGUGUUUACCAAGUCGCCUUCAUGUUCAUGAUGCUUGGAACUGCCGUUGGUGUUUACGGAAGCUUUGUUGUUGACGUCAUCGUCACCAUCUGUGAUUACCUUGACAUCUGGUGCCUUACCAUUAAGCACCCUUAUGUUGAGAGUGAAGCCCUUCAGGUUAACGGCACGAAGAAGGACUAA